CCCGAAGCACAACGGCAUUCCCCGAAGCACAACGGCAUUACCCGAAGCACAACGGCAUUACCCGAAGCACAACGGCAUUAACCACAGCGCGACGGCAUUAGCCGCAGCAUAUCAAUAUUAACCUCCUCAGCACAACGGAAAUGACGACUAUUUUUCUUCCUACUGGCGGGAAAACAUAAAGUCAGUUUCAACCUAUUCGGGGCUCCUGAGAGAGGUGACAAUGUACUGCCCAUUUUGCGCAUCUGCAGUGGUGUCCCAAGGAAGGACAUUCUGUAGUUCAUGUGGGAAAAAUAUCAGCUUCCUAUACAGUGUUGAUACAACUCAACAAGCCACAACAAGUGAAGCCGAAAGCAGUGGGACAGAUGCUCUAGCAACGUUCCAGAAUUUCCGAUCCAUCAAGGACAUGGAAAGGCGAUCUUGUUUCAAAAAGAAAAAAAACUUAAAAGAAAAAUAUGUUAAGAUGUUAAUUGGAUUAAUGACAAGGAAGGACAGCAUUCUGAAACCAGUCCGAGGAUCAUGUCUACCCCUGGUAGUAGAGCCAGAAUCCAAUGCUACACAACUCCAGAAAGCGGCAGAACAAAAAAUGAGAAACUUUAACCAAAAUUUAAAUUGUGGUCCUUACACUCUGCUGUACCCCGAUGGUACAGAGGUAAAAAAUAUACCUGGGACCCAAACAUCCUUCUCGCUACAACUGUAUAAGGAGGCAAUAGGGAAGGCUUAUCAAAGGAUUACACUUUAUCUUUGUACAGUUGAAGACUUUGUCGCUCAAAUAGAGGAACAUGUCACUUCUGACUCGAGUGACUCAGAGGUGAUCGCUAUCAGUGGAGUUACAGCACAGUCAAAUGCAACGUACAUAUUACCAAGUGUGGCUUUUGACACAGAAGUUCCAGGAACAUCGAGAGAUGCAAUGACAGCCACAUGCUACAGCACAUACACAGAACUCUAUGCACCAGUUGUAAUAGAGGAUGAGGAGUCAGGCAGUGAUGCAGAAAGCCUUAGCAUUUCAAAAGAUACAGAAAUGGAACAACCAUCAGCAGCCAACAUAAUUGCAAAUCUGGCAUCCCAGAUUGAUCACUGUGCCAUCAGCAGAUUCAACAUCUGUCGUUCGGACAUUUGGGAUGGAGCUGUCAGAGGGUUUAAGCGUGGAACCUUUUCUGAAAAGAAGGAUCUUUAUGUAAAGUUCUCUGAUGAUGAAGGGAGGUUGGAAGAAGGUAUCGAUAUGGGUGGCCCAAAAAGAGAAUUUCUCUCCCUACUCAUGAGAAGGCUAAACCAGAGACCCAUUUUUGAUGGACCUCCAGAAAGCAGAUAUCUUGUCUACAAUUCAACAGCUUCAAGAGACAAUGAGUACAGGUUGGCAGGGCAGAUGAUUGCUGUGUCUAUCGUGCAUGGUGGACCUGGACCAAAUUUCCUCUCAAAGGAUCUGGUCAGCUACAUGUCAGGGCAGUCCAGCUUCAACUCAUCUGUAGAAGACAUCAAAGAUGAAGUUAUAGGGACAGUGCUGCAAGAGAUACUGAAUGCAUCCUCGCUGGAAAGCCUGCAAGACCUAAUGCUUAGGCACAGCACAAUGCUGCAGACGGCAGGGUGCUUUAAAAGCGUAGCAUCACUACAGGAAAAGCACUCAGUUGUGAGGGAGUACCUCAGGUGGUACAUAAUUGAACGGAACCACAGUGCAAUUGAAAGAUUCAAAGAUGGUCUUAAUUGCUUGGACUUUUUAACAGCACUGCAGCAGUACCCUGCGGUUAUGGCCCCUCUUCUCUGCCAUGUGGAUAAACGGCUAUCUGCUUUGGAUAUUGAAAACCUGUUCAAACCAGACCUCAGUGAAGCUGGAAGCAACAAGAGGAACCAGGAGGAAAGAACAAUCAGCUUCUGGGCAGACUACCUUCUGGAUUGUGAAGAAACAGUGUUAUAACGCUGGAAGACAUCUUCAUGUUUGCUACAGGAGUGUCUGGCAUCCCUCCUGCUGGCCUGGAACCUCUGCCAAAACUUCAAUUCCUUGAAAGCUCAAAGUUUCCCAUGGCAAACACAUGUGCCAACAUUUUAAAGCUCCCUCUCCUGGAAAACUACAACACGUUUAAAGAAAAUAUGACAUUUGGCAUCAGGAACUCUCCCGGAUUUGGAUGUAUUUAAUCAUAAACCAUCAACCAUUUCAAAAGAUUUAAAAAUUCAAAAUAUUGUUUUAUAUAUUGUUAUACGUACCUUAGUUAGGCAAUGUUACAAAUUAGCCAUGUUCUUAAGUCUUAAGUAGUUCUCAAUGGCAGCUUCCCAGUUGAGAGGAGUUGGCAAUCCACUUUGUCUCUGCAGCUGACAUAGGCGAGCUUCCAGAUCCUCAUCAGCAUCCAGACUAGUUGCAGGUGGCAUCUGGCUGCUGAACCGUCUCACAGCCUCUGCGGAUGUUGGAAAGCCACAGUUCCUUCCGUUGAACCUUAGAGGAAAAUUUCAAGUACAGACAACCUUUUGCUGUAAUCACACCAUAUAUUUUUUGUUCAAAUAAAUAAUUACUUCAAAUAAA
Messenger RNA from Oryzias latipes (Japanese medaka), 2509 nucleotides. RefSeq names its product G2/M phase-specific E3 ubiquitin-protein ligase. Gene Ontology annotation, molecular function: ubiquitin-protein transferase activity. The record is from RefSeq and is a predicted model, not a curated record. NCBI's taxonomy places the organism in Eukaryota, Metazoa, Chordata, Actinopteri, Beloniformes, Adrianichthyidae.